UUUCCUCAAACACGGCCCUCUCUAUCUCCAUUAAUUCUGAUUAUGCAUUCCGCCGAAAGACUAGAUUCCGGCCACCUCCCGUCGCCACCGCCGCCGUCACCCGGUCGGAAUCUUCCUUUCAUCGGAAAACUCAAACCCUUUUAUCUUCUAUCAAUCUUGGUACUCCUAUUAGCAAUUUCAUUCAGUAUUAGCAAAACAGAUCAGUUCAAAAAACUCUUUUUUCUCAGAUCAAAUUUGCUGAAUCCAACAGUUCAGAAACAAAUUUCAAGAAACCCCAUUUACACAGCCCCUUAUUGUGUUCUAUGGAUGGCUCCAUUUCUUUCAGGAGGUGGGUACAGUUCAGAAGCUUGGUCAUACAUUUUAGCUUUACAUAAUUACUCAAUGAAUAAAAAUCCAAUCUUUAAUUUAAAAAUUGAGCAACAUGGGGAUCUUGAAAAUCUUGAAUUUUGGGAGGGUUUACCUUUAGAUAUGAGAAAUUUGGCUGCUGAGCUUCACCAAAGAGAAUGUAAGUUGAAUGAGACUGUUGUUGUUUGUCAUAGUGAGCCUGGUGCUUGGUAUCCUCCACUUUUUGAUACACUUCCAUGUCCACCUAUUGGUUAUGGUCAUUUUAAGGCUGUAGUUGGAAGGACCAUGUUUGAGACUGAUAGAGUUAAUGAUGAACAUGUAAAAAGGUGUAAUCUUUUGGAUUUUGUUUGGGUUCCUACUGAUUUUCAUGUGAAAACUUUUACUGAAAGUGGGGUUGAUCCAUUGAAAAUUGUCAAGAUUGUUCAGCCUGUUGAUCUUGAUUUUUUUGAUCCAGUGAAGUAUGAGGCAUUGGAUUUAGGGUCAUUAGGGAAUUCAGUGAUGGGGUCAUUUUCAAAUGGAGAAAAGUUUGUGUUCUUGAGUAUUUUCAAGUGGGAAUAUAGGAAAGGAUGGGAUGUUUUGUUGAGGUCUUACUUGAAGGAGUUUUCGGGAGGUGAUGAUGUGGUUUUGUAUCUGUUAACGAAUCCGUAUCAUUCUGAUAGGGAUUUUGGUAACAAGAUUGUUGAAUAUGUGGAGAAAUCAGAUUUGGAAGAACCGAAAGAUGGUUGGGCUAAAGUAUAUGUAAUUGACGAACACAUAGCUCAGGUCGAUAUGCCUAGGCUAUACAAGGCUGCUAAUGCAUUUGUUUUGCCAUCUAGAGGUGAAGGUUGGGGUAGGCCUAUUGUGGAGGCAAUGGCAAUGACUUUGCCAGUGAUUGCUACAAAUUGGUCAGGACCUACUGAAUUCAUGACAGAAGACAAUAGCUACCCAUUGCUUGUCGAUAGUAUGAGUGAAGUCACAGAAGGUCCAUUUAAGGGGCAUUUAUGGGCUGAACCUUCGGUUAAUAAGCUUCAAAUGCUAAUGAGGCAUGUAAUGAGAAAUCACGAGGAAGCUAAAGCCAGAGGUAAGCAGGCAAGGGAUGAUAUGAUGAGUAGGUUUUCUCCUGAGGUUGUUGCUGGCAUAGUUAGUGAUCAUAUUGAACGUAUUAUUGAUCAUACACAAUGAUAGUUAUGUUCUCUUUAGGAUCGAGAAGAGUAGAUUGUACAUUUUACUGCAGUAGUAACAGUUUUUAGUCACUGUUUCUUCAAGGAUUAUUAACUCUAGUAGACUUUAUCUCAGUUUUCCUAUGCGUAAAUUGAAGAACGAUUUUACUUAAUAGAUGGAGACGACAAAGUUCUGGAAGCUGAUGAAUCUAAAUUUGGAGUGAAAAGAGGUUGUAAUAGGGGACAAUGCAUCGGAAGGUAUCCUGAGAAUCAAUUAACUGGAUAGACUUAUCAACACUCUUAUGUGUUCUUAAAUGGAGUUGCAGUUAGAUAAGUAUAUAAAUUUCUCUGCUAAAACCAGAACUGUGUUGGUAAUCCAGUUAUGUUCAUGUGAUGAAUAUCAACAGCAAAUGUCUAUUUUAAAGCUUAGAGUUAUAUCAAUUGUUAUGAUGUGUAUUGUUGGUUUGGACUUUCGAGUAGUAUUAGAGGAAAGAUAUGUCACCAAUGGACCGCGAGUAUCAACUACGGAAGGAGGUAACAGCAUUAAAGGGCAAACUUAAUCACAUCCAACACUGAUGGACCACAAGUAGCAACUAUUGAAGGAGGUAAGCUAUGAAACCUCAACACUGUCCAGUUUGCUUCAUUCACUAAACCAGCAAUUUUUUGCCCGUUUAGUUUUUUAUACAAGUCGGUACAAUGAGUUUGAACAGAUAAUGAGCUGCCAAUGUCAAAGCCAGUUGAGUUGAUGAUACAAAUUUACUUGUUAUUUUCAAGCCAGUUAAGAAUGUCUUGCUUUGAUAUUGAGAGAUAUACUCUUUCUUUUGUUUCAAAGUUCCUUCUAGCUGUGCUGAUUUUAUCUUAGAUAUCCUUGCAUUCUUGUUGAGGGUCUAUUGGAGGCAACCUCUCUAUCUCCCAAGGUAGUGGUAAGGUUUGCAUACACUCUACCCUCUCUAGACACUACUUGUGAGAUUAUACUGGGUACGUUGUUGUAUAUGCUUGCAUUUCUACGCAUUUUCACUGCAGUUUCCCAAAGAGGAGAUAUAGUUUGUGUCAUCACAAUAAUUGAAUAAAAGUCAAAUGCAUUUUCAACAAAUAAACUCUUUUAUUUAUGAAACAUUAGGAACAGCAUAAUGGAACACCAUACCCUACCCCACCCCACCCCAAGAAAAAGGAAAAAAAAUGCACAAAUAAAAUCCCAUAACUAGUUCCUGAAUCUUGUUGUUUUGUAUCCACAAGCAUCUUGUUUCAUAGCUGCUCUAAUUAGAAGAUUUCACCACUUCAACUUGGCUGGGAAAUACUGCAAUCAAAAUGUUUGACGUUGGUUCAGUAAAGCAGAACGAAAAGAUUGUAUGGAACGAUCAUAUUUGCUGUCAAUAUACACAAUAUUCAGUCAAACCAUAUUCUCAACAGCUAAUUCUGAAAAGGUCGUCAAGAGAAGCAAGUAAAAGGGCAGCUCGGUGUACUAAGCAAAAGAGCCACAAUCCUAAAGAGUGAUGUAGGCAAUCUACAUGUAAACAACUUUACCGUUGCUACAAGACUCCCUUCAAACCAAGAAGCAAGCAGAAGUACAAAUUAUGUAAUUGGAAAAAAAAACUUACCUGAAGAUUUGAAGCCAUUUCAGGUUUUCAUGAUCCUCCUCAUUCAUCAAGUGAGUAUAUGCCCCUGACUUAUGCAGAGCUACAUAACAACAGUUCAAGAUUAGCAAUAAAGUUUAACCAUUAUAUCC
This is a messenger RNA of Solanum stenotomum, 3210 nucleotides long. RefSeq lists its product as uncharacterized. The coding region runs from base 43 to 1506 and encodes 487 amino acids. The transcript has 3 exons. Lineage: Eukaryota; Viridiplantae; Streptophyta; Magnoliopsida; Solanales; Solanaceae. The record is from RefSeq and is a predicted model, not a curated record.